AUGUUUGGUAGGAAUUGGUUCCUUGGUUGGGCCAUAUCAGUAAUUAUAUUAUACGCGAUAUUAUACAAACGUAGUAAUAUCCUCUAUGGAUAUAAAUUAUCUAAGAUUGAUAAAAAUUUUUCUUUUUUUAAUUAUUAUGAGAAAAUAAAACAAAAGGAAUUUUCACCCGUUAGAUGUAAGUAUCAGCGUGGUAAUAAGUUUUGUUUUAUUAAAAAUGUAAAUACCAUUUUUUAUCAAGGUCAAGUUGGAAGAACCAAUCUGUUGAGGAGACAAUCGAAGGGAAUAACAAAGGGCAUAUAUUUGGUCUCUCUAAAAAAUGGUAACCCAUUAGGGACAUGGGUGCAGAAGAACAAGUACACCAAAUGGAGCAAUAUAAAGAAGAUAAAGAAAUGUUCUCUGUUUCUGUUUAAGUGUGAUAUGAAUGGAUCAUCAUCCACGAAGGGCAACCACAAUCCCAAGGACGGUGCCAGAAAUUCUCAAAUUCAGGAAAAAUCCAAACAGAAUGUUGAAGCUACGAGUUCACCCAAAUGUUCAGAGAAAGAGGAGGAAAAAAAGAACAAAGAGUCGAAGAAAGUGUAUCUAAAUAAAGAACAAGAUGAAUACAAUAUAAAUGUCAAAAUAAAAGAAAAGAGAGAAAAUUAUGAAAAAAGAAAAAAUGUAAAAAUAGGAAAUAAUAUAUAUGUGCAUUUAUCAAAAUGUGAUGGAGGCCCCUCUUCUGCAUCAGCUACCCAUUUGAAGAAGCAUGAGAAGGAGGAUAUAGAGAUGGUAAUGGAAAACAAAUCACGAUAUUCGAGAAAGUUGGAACAUGAGGAAGUAUCCAGCCCAACUGUAAAAAAUACAGAAAUUUGUCAAAAAGGAAAUAACAAUCCUAUGAAAGGAAGAAAUGAUAGUAAAUAUGAGUCCCGACCCGAGAAGGAUGGUGCUAAUGUUGAUUAUGUAUAUAGAGAUAGCGACUUAGUUGAAGAAGGGCAGAGUUAUGAGACCAGUAAUUACAUAUAUGACAAGGAUAUGAAUGUUCAUACCGAGAAUUGCGAUAAAAGAGAAAAAAUAAAAGGGAUAAGAGAUGGAGGUAGAGGCAGAUCCAGUGAUAGUGACAGAGGUAGAGACAGAGCGAGAGCCCGUGAUAGUGACAGAGACAGAGUGAGAGCCCGUGAUAGUGACAGAGGCAGAGUGAGAACCCGUGAUAGUGACAGAGGCACGAAUAAGUAUAAACACCAAGGUGAGACUCUUUCAAAAUCGAAAGUGGGUAAAGGAGACAUGCCCAAGGAAAAGAAUGUAGGAAAGACCCUAGAAGGAGAAGUUUAUUCUGUGAGCUCAAACGGAGUACUAGUGAAGAUUAAAAAUUGUAAUGAAUAUGGAAUUCUUUUUAAAAAUAGAUGUAACUUAGGUGAUGAUGUUGAAGAUUUAAAUGACUAUUUUAAAUUGAAUCAAAAAAUUUUUGUUAAAAUUUUAGGAAUAAAUAUAAAAAAAAAUUUAUACUACUUGGCAAAUGUAAUUAAAUAUAAUGAAUGUGUGAAAUUAGAAAAGGGUGAUAUUUCAAAAGGACUAAUAACAAAAUUAUGUGAUUCAUAUAUAUUUAUUAAAGUGUUAAAGAAUGGAAGUACUGGUUAUUUACACAAGUCUAAAUUAUUUCCAUGUAGUAGCAUUGAGAAAAAAAAAAAAUCUGAUAAUCAUAUUCAGGAAACAUUUAACGUGAAUAAUACUCAACAGUUAGAAAAUAAUAAUGAGAAAUGGAAUAAUUUGAUAAAAUUUGUACAGUUUAAUAAAAUAUUCAACAUAUGGGAUAUUAUAGACAUACAAAUUUAUGACAAACAAAAUGAAAAAUUUAAAUCUAACUAUAUUUUGACCGUCCCCCCAAAUUCCAAGACGUUUAACAAGAUACGCAUUUAUUUAGAUUCCAUUUCGCAGACAGGUUCGAGUGAAGAAGUGCGUAAAAAAGAUUAUCAAAAGGAGGUGGAGAAGGAGCAAGGAGAGGAAGAGGAAGAGAAAGAAGAAGAAGAAGAAGAAGAAGAAGAAGAAGAAGAAGAAAGGGAUGAUAAACUGAUGGAUGAUGAACAGAUGGAUGAUAAACAGAUGGAUGAUGAACAGAUGGAUGAUAAACAGAUGGAUGAUAAACAGAUGGAUGAUGAACAGAUGGAUGAUAAACAGAUGGAUGAUGAACAGAUGGAUGAUGAACAGAUGGAUGAUGAACAGAUGGAUGAUGGUAAAGCCGGCCUUUCGCACAAACCUAAUGAUAGCUCUGAAAUGGGCAAGAAAAAGAAAAAUAUGAUUAAUUAUCGGAGGGAAGAUCAGCAAAGUGAUGCCAAUUAUUUGCACGUGCCAAAGAGAAUCCAAAACAAUGAAUUUGUUAAAAAAAAAAAGGAAAAUUUUUACAAAACCAAAAAAGUGACAAAGUCAUGCAGAAUAUCUGAGAAUAUCAGCCUCGCUGUUUUUUCCAAAAUGAUAAAAAUUUCCAUAGCCUCAUUGAAAAAAUUCUUUAUAAUUAACGAUAAGAAGGAGUAUCCCUCCAGUUAUAUACUAAAUGUGGAUCAAAUAAAACAAGCCUGCGAAUAUUUUAAUAUUAAGUGUGUAGUGGAAUUUGGCCAACAAGUCCUAGGGAAAGGCACUAACGUGGAUAUGAAUCAAUGUCAACAUGAAUGUCACGAUCUAGAUCCGAAUCUGCAGAAAGAAGGGAUAAGCUCUUCUCGUGAAGUUCCAAUGGUGGAAAAAAUUUGCAGAACGAAAGAUAAAGCUUACAAGGAGGAAGCACAUCUCUGUGGGGAUGUCCCAAAAGUGUUUGCACAGGUAGAGGUAAUUCCAGAUGGGGAAAAAAAUAAAGAAAUGGAAAAUAAAAUUGGAAUGCAGGAUGGCAGAAGAAAAGAAAUAAAAUCUUUGGAUAAUUUUUCAUCAAAAACGAGUCUUGUUCCAAGAAAAAAGCCCCCAUUAAUGACUACCAAUACUGAGAAAAUAAAAGAGGAAAAGAAAAAAAGAAACAUUGUAGUUACCUUCAUUGGGCAUAUAAACCAUGGAAAGACUUCUCUAUUCGAUUACAUAUGUAAAACAAAGGAGAGAGAUAAAGAAAAAGGACUAAUAACACAAAAUAUAAGAGCCUUUAAAGUUAAGGUGAAAGAGAAUGAUUUCACAUUUACUCUUAUUGACACACCAGGGCAUGAAGCUUUUAUGCAGAUUCGAUCUAGAGGAGUGAAAAUUUCCGACUUGAGCAUUUUGGUGAUAUCAGGAGAAGAGGGGAUACAAGAACAGACAGUGGAGUGCAUCAAACUGAUUAAAGAGUUCAACAUAAAAAUAGUAAUUGCAAUUACAAAAGUAGAUUUACCAAAUGUUAGUGUGGAUCGAAUUUUAAAUGAUUUACUACAUUAUGAAAUAUACACAGAAAUGAAUGGUGGAGAUAUACAAGUGAUUAUGUGUUCUAUAUUUAAAGAAGAUUCUAUAAAUAAAUUGAUAGAUGCAAUAUAUUUAGAAUCUGAAUUUUUGGACUUAAAAAUUGAGGGAAAUGAAAAAACACAGGGUGUCAUUUUAGAUUCAUAUAUUGAUAAAAAUGGAAUUGUAUCCAUUAAUUUAUUACAAAGUGGAAUUCUUCGAUUGAAUGAUUAUUUUUACACAGGUUCAUCUUAUGGAAAAGUAAAAAUAAUGAAGGAUCAUUUAAAUAAAAAUAUCAAAUUUGCAUAUCCAUCGGACCCUGUUAUUGUGAUAGGAUAUAAUAAGAAUUCUACUCCAAUCGCUGGAGACAAAUUUUAUAUUGUGCAGAACGAACAAAUUGCGAGAGAAAUUUCUGAACAUAACAAAAACGAACAUUUGGCAUCACAACUGAUGUCUUCUAGCUAUGGAGAGGAGACUGGUAUGGAAAAAUAUCGCGAAUACAUCAUUCCAUUUGGUAGUAUGCCCACCGGUGUGGAUAGUGAUAAGGUUCCCAGCUUUGACAGUGAUAAGUCUCCCAGCUUUGACAGUGAUAAGUCUCCCAGCUUUGACAGUGACAUGCCUCCCAGUUCUCACAGUGACAUGAGUAGUAAUGUGUGCACUGAUGUCGAAAAUGAAAUGAAUAUAGGAAAGAGGAAAAUAAACCUGAAACAGCAAGGCAAGACGGUGGGGUGCACUGAAUCAGCAUUAAUGGAGUUCCAAGAGGACUUGAUAAAUAAAGAAAAAGGAAUCAGUGCUAAGGAACCGCUUGAUGGGGAACCACGUGAUAAAUCAUUACAAAAGGAAAGUAGGGAAGAAAAGAAGAUUGAACAUUUUGAAAAAAAAGUGGAUCCGAAAACUGUGUACGUGAACUAUUUUAUUAAAUGCGACAAACAAGGAACAAUAGAUGUUUUGAAGAGUUCUCUUCUGAAGUUAGAAGUAAGUGAUACAAUAUACAGAGUGAAAAAUAAAAUUAUUUAUGCAAAUAUUGGAGAUAUUACUGCUAGUGACAUUACAUAUGCCUUAAGUUUUAAUGCUAUCAUUAUUGGAUUUAAUGUGAAAAUUUCCAAAAGUGCACCGAAAAGUUCUAAAAAUCAGAAAAAUGCUGGAAAACCCAAUUGCAACUUUAUUUUUGCCAAUGUUUUAUACCAAGUGAUCGAACAGGUUGAAGAAGAAAUGAAAAAAAAACUAAGCAUAAAGCCAAGUGGCAAAUACACCGGACAAGCAAUUAUUUUAAAAAUUUUUAAUGUAGCUAAAUUAGGAAAAGUAGCUGGGUGUGUUGUCAAAAGUGGCACUAUUAACAUUAACAGCAAUGUAAGAAUUUUGAGAAAUGAUAAAGUUGCAUACAUGGGGAAAAUUGUGUCACUUAAAAUUCUCAGGGAGGAAAAAUCGCAGGUAAAGCAAGGGGAUGAGUGUGGAAUAGGUUUUGAAAAUUAUAUGGAUUUUAUCCCAGAUGACAUAAUUGAGUCGUAUCAGGAGUAA
Messenger RNA from Plasmodium gonderi, 4875 nucleotides. RefSeq names its product MB2 protein. The transcript has a single exon. Bases 1 to 4875 code for a protein of 1624 amino acids. NCBI's taxonomy places the organism in Eukaryota, Apicomplexa, Aconoidasida, Haemosporida, Plasmodiidae. The record is from RefSeq and is a predicted model, not a curated record. Gene Ontology annotation, molecular function: GTPase activity; GTP binding; nucleic acid binding.